Molecule: messenger RNA, 1167 nt
Organism: Candidozyma haemuli
Lineage: Eukaryota; Fungi; Ascomycota; Pichiomycetes; Serinales; Metschnikowiaceae
Gene: GCV1
Product: glycine decarboxylase subunit T
Exons: 1
Coding region: 1-1167 (388 amino acids)
Biological process (GO): glycine catabolic process
Cellular component (GO): mitochondrion
Molecular function (GO): protein binding; aminomethyltransferase activity
Source: RefSeq, a predicted model, not a curated record
AUGCUCCGUAGAUUCUACUCCACCGGGUUGCGCAGGACUCCUCUUUACGAGUCUCAUGUCAAGUACAAUGCCAAGUUCGUUCCAUACGCUGGCUUCGAGAUGCCCAUCUUAUACAAGAAUCAGACCCACAUUGAGUCCCAUAACUGGGUUCGUUCCAAGGUCGGUUUGUUUGAUGUCAGUCAUAUGUUGCAGCACCACUUUGAAGGUCCAGACGCCGCUGCUCUUUUGCAGAAGAUCACUCCAAUUGACUUGGCCAGUCUUCAACCUUACACUUCCUCCUUGACAGUGUUACUUAACGAGGACGGUGGAAUCAUUGACGAUACUAUUGUCACCAAGCACCACGAUGAAAAGUACUAUGUGGUCACUAACGCUGGUUGCAGAGACAAGGAUCUUGCUUUCAUCCAGAAUGAGGCCAAGAACUUCAACAACGUGGACCACUCUACUUUCGAGGGCACAUUGUUGGCUAUUCAAGGCCCACAAGCUCAGAGCUUGUUGCAGAAAUACACCAAUGAGAACUUGAAGGACCUUUACUUCGGUAACUCCAGAAUCCUGAAGUUGAACAGCUUCGUCAAUGACGGUGUUCACAUUGCCAGAACCGGAUACACUGGUGAGGACGGUUUCGAAUUGAGCAUCAAUGUUAACAAUGAAGCCGAGGCUGAACAGUCUAGACAGUUCUUUGAGGCUUUGAUUGACGAGAACCCUGACUUAGUUGCUCCUAUCGGUUUGGCUGCAAGAGAUUCGUUGAGAUUGGAGGCCGGAAUGUGUCUUUACGGUAACGAGUUGACCGAGGACAUUACCCCUGUUGAGGCAUCUUUGGCGUGGUUGAUCCCUAAGUCCAGAAGAGAGCCAGCUACUGCUACUUUCAACGGUUCCAGCAAGAUCUUGGAGCAAUUGAACAACAAGGGUUUGGUCACCAGAAGAAGAAUUGGUAUCACCUCCAAGGGACCGGCUCCUAGAGGAGGAUCCAAGAUCUUGUACGAAGGUAAGGAGGUCGGAGCAAUCAGCUCAGGCUCCUUGUCGCCAACUUUAGGUCUGAACGUUGCACAAAGUUACCUUGACAAGGGCGUGAAGAUUGGAUCCACCGUGCAGCUUGACAUUCGUGGUAAAUUGAGAGAUGGUGUCGUGACCAAGCUCCCAUUCGUGCCUAACAACUUCUACAAGGGUUAA